Molecule: messenger RNA, 588 nt
Organism: Trichoplax adhaerens
Lineage: Eukaryota; Metazoa; Placozoa; Uniplacotomia; Trichoplacea; Trichoplacidae
Exons: 1
Coding region: 1-588 (195 amino acids)
Biological process (GO): hydrogen peroxide catabolic process; response to oxidative stress; cell redox homeostasis
Cellular component (GO): cytosol
Molecular function (GO): thioredoxin peroxidase activity
Source: RefSeq, a predicted model, not a curated record
AUGAGUAAGGCACAAGUUCAAAAAGCUGCACCAAAUUUUGCGGCGAAAGCCGUAGUUGAUGGAAAGUUUAAGGACAUAAAACUCUCAGACUACCUUGGUAAAUAUCUCGUUUUAUUCUUUUAUCCAAUGGACUUCACUUUCGUUUGUCCAACGGAAAUCAUCGCCUUCAGUGAGCGCGUUGAAGAUUUUCGUUCUAGAAACUGCGAAGUCAUAGCGUGCUCAACUGAUACAGAAUUUUCUCACUUGGCAUGGAUUAAUCAACCACGAAAGGAAGGUGGCCUUGGAAGUAUGAACAUCCCUAUUUUAGCGGAUCCCACUCAUACACUGGCGAAAGAUUACGGCGUCUUAUUAGAAGAUCAAGGGAUUGCUCUUAGAGGCUUAUUCAUUAUAGAUGGGAAAGGCAUAUUACGCCAAAUUACCGUUAAUGAUCUGCCUGUUGGGCGUUCGGUUGAUGAAACUAUUCGAUUAGUGGAAGCAUUCCAGUUUACAGAUGAAUAUGGUGAAGUUUGUCCUGCAAAUUGGAAACCUGGAAAAAGUACGAUAAAGCCUAAUCCUAACGACAGCAAAGCGUUCUUUGCCAGCCAAUAG